Mollisia scopiformis is the source of this 655-nucleotide messenger RNA. RefSeq lists its product as uncharacterized. The record is from RefSeq and is a predicted model, not a curated record. NCBI's taxonomy places the organism in Eukaryota, Fungi, Ascomycota, Leotiomycetes, Helotiales, Mollisiaceae. The coding region runs from base 183 to 542 and encodes 119 amino acids. The transcript has a single exon.
CUUCUCAUCUUCAGACUACCUUCGAAGAAUCGAGAGCUUCCAUAGAAGAGCCUUCUCUUUGGGAAGAACCACAUACUCGUUUACCUUCCGGCCGAUCACGAACGACAACAAGUCAAAGACAUCAGACAAGACGAGUCAUCGAAACGCAAGGUCCCUUCUUGUCAGUACUCGUCAAACUCAACAUGUACCCUACUCAUACUCAACCGCCAAGCACGGAAGGAUGGUACAAGUGCUGCGCAUGCAAGGAGACUAUCAAUCCCGAUCAAUACCCAACCGGUUGCAAUUGUGGACAUACGAAGUGUGAUGAAUGCAAACCGCUUACACCCCCGCCAAGUCCAAUCAAAGACAACUCGAGGUACAACAUGCAGUACAACACCUUCAACAACUCUGCAAGUGGGUCUAGGGACCGUACAAGACGACCAGAUAUAAGGGGUUGGUGGACAUGUUGUCAGUGCCAAGCACUAGUCAACCCUAACGUCAACGGAGACACUUGCCCUGUCUGUGCACACGUCAGGUGUGACUGGUACUGCGUCACCAAUUAAGAUUUCUAGAGAGGAUAAGAUUUGUCUAGGUCAACGACGAACAGACUAAGAACAAACUCUUCCUACUUGACAGCGUGGACACUGGUGGUUGCGAGAAAUUUGGACCUGAUGGU